Molecule: messenger RNA, 753 nt
Organism: Emiliania huxleyi CCMP1516
Lineage: Eukaryota; Haptophyta; Isochrysidales; Noelaerhabdaceae
Exons: 2
Coding region: 1-753 (250 amino acids)
Molecular function (GO): catalytic activity
Source: RefSeq, a predicted model, not a curated record
AUGCCCGAGCUUAAGCUCGAGACUGGGAACACUGAGGAGCAGUGGGCGAUGCUCAGUGCGCUCGCGCAUACGACCGCGGCCGCGCCGGCGGCCAAGCAGUCUCCGACUGCCGACCAAAUUGUCGGGGAGUUUGUCGCUGCGCUCGCCGCCAAGCAGCCGACGCCCGGCGGCGGCGCUGCGGCUGCCGUCGGCGCGGCCGUCGGUGCAGCCGCCGCGGCGAUGGCCGCCGCGUACACGACACGGAAGAAGGACCGCGAGUCUGGCGCCGCAGCAGCGGCAGAGGCCCUGAUUGCAACGCUGGACACGGCAGCGGUGCUGGCGGCGGCGGACGCGGACGCCGUGGCGUACGCCGACCUGCAGCGCUCGUGGAAGGACGCGGACAUGUCGGCCGAGGAGAAGGCCGCGGUGGAGGCACGCGCGCUGGCGGUGCCGGUCCAGCUGGUCGAACGGUGCCACGCGUACGUGCUCGCCAUCCAAGCCUUCCUCCCCUCGUGCAACCCAAACAUCACCUCGGAUGCAAAGGCGGCCCUCACCGCUCACCACUCACCCUCUGCCCGGCCCUCAGUGACUCCCGCCCCCACCACGCCCCUCGCAAAGGUUGGUAUCCACCAGCUCGCGGGCGCGGCGCGAGCAGCCUUCCAGACGGCGCUCGUCAACUCUCCGCCGGCCGCCGAGCGCGAACGGCUGCGCGGGCUGCUGCGCGAGAUGCGGGAGGUCGAGGAGGCGCUGCUCGAGGGCGAGGCGUGUCCGUGA